AGAACAUGGGAAGGGCUACAGAGGACGCAUUGAAAGUGGCGGACCAACACGCUCUAUUUUCUAUAUUUGUGCAGUGUUGACGAAAGUUUGAAAGAAUUUUUUAAUGACCCUUCUGGGUAAGUAACUGAUGACUGUAUUCAACUGCAUUUUGGAAGUAAGUAGUAUUUGUAAUCAGUUACUUUUUUGUGUAACAUGUACAAGUCUGACAGAAACCGUGCACUCCUUAAAUUGAAAUCAAAGGCAAAGGCUAACUACGUGGUCUGAAACGAUAUGUUCCACCCUGUUUAUCACGAUACGCAAGUCUACCUAGGGGCCCUCAAGGGCGUUAAAACGAGUUUCCCUAUCAGCGUGCUCGCAUACACUUUAAAUAGAAUGCCGUAUCUGACGCGGCCUACGUUCUCGUUUGUGGUGAGCCCCAAUUUUUUCUUACAAACUACUCUUCUCACUCGUGUAAAACAGAGCGAGAAGCACAUUAACACUAGCUCAUUCUAUUUCUUCAGCCAGGCGGUACUUCGUUCUCGCACGCAAGAAACUCCAACUUCUUCGUGAAUAGAAACAAAUGGUUUCUUUAAAUAACUCCUUAGUUAGGGUAAGUUACCAUCUCAUAAACGCUGAGGUUGUGAGUAAAACAUCCGCGCCAAAACACGAAGUUGCCUUCUUUUUCGAGUCACUCUCAUUUUUUCUCCGUCUCUUCCUCUUUAUGUUUACCCGCUGUGGAAAGCGCGCUCGGUGGCCGUGACAGGUGGAAGCGGGCUGCGCGGAGCAAGCUUUCUUCUCCGGCGGAACGACCCCGUCGUACCAAGUGUUCCUGCUUCCUCCGCAUCAUCGUUCCCGACUUGCUGCGCGUUCUUUGUUUUUCCCGCCCGCUCCUGUGGUCGUUUCGGCCCACGCUGAACCCCCUCCCUGGAUGGGCGCGCACCGGGCGUCGCGGUCCAGCGAACGGUGCGAGGAAGUCGGCCACUGGUCCUGGCGCGGAAGGGCGUCUCCACCGCCUAUAAAACGCGCGUCCUCCUUCCCUGGGGACCUUGUGCACGGUCAGGGGCACGCACACAAACACAUCAUGGCCAGGAGAACGGGACCAUCGCUGCUGGCAUUGCUCGUGGUAGUGCUCUUAGUGGCGCCAAGCUCCGAGAAGAAGCUGCUCAAGCUGGCGCUACUGAUGUCCGGAGGAACCACCUUCAUCCCCAUACCAGUGCCACUCAACAAGAAGGUGGAGCACACCAAGCUUGUGCCCUACAACAUACCGUAUCCGGUGCCCGUGCCGGUCCACACGCACGAGCACGUGAGGCACGGCGGCAAACACGCGCAUGUCAACUACGAACCCAAGCACGACCACUCCAGGAGCAAAGUAGUUGUCAUAGACGGCGACCGCCACGGUGGAGGGCACUACGGUGGCGGGCACUACGGUGGGGGCUACUACGACGGCUACUGGUGACCACGUUGACGAGCCUCCUCCGAGAGCCCCGAAUGAAACAUAUCCGGGCUGCGAAGCUUCAGCCCGGCCUCGUCGCCAUGUGUGCAUGAGUCACUGCGUUCAAGCGUGCGACAGCGUCAACACCUGUAAUUUUUCUCGAGCUCGAAUGAAUUUCAAGCGCCGUAUCGAAAUCGCAGAGAGACGAUAGUACUCAAGAAACGGCUAUCGAAACGGGUAUUUUAUGGUGUUUCACUGUAACAGGGUAUACUGAAAGCGUGGAGAGAGAUGAAAUCUUUGUCUACAAUAGUAUAUUACGUGCGUCCCUCAAAUGUUGUGCC
Molecule: messenger RNA, 1752 nt
Organism: Dermacentor albipictus
Lineage: Eukaryota; Metazoa; Arthropoda; Arachnida; Ixodida; Ixodidae
Source: RefSeq, a predicted model, not a curated record